CAAUGGAACACACAAUCGCCCUGAAGUUACUGCUGCUUUUGCUGUUUGGGGAGUCACUGGCACUCCAGCUGCCAAGCUCCGAAAGCCCCUCCAGAUCCUUCGGCACCCCACUGGAGUCCGUUUCCACCAAAGUGCUGAUCCUCUCCAGCGUGGUCGUGCUCACCUGUGUCUGGCUGGGAUGCUCCUACUUCAUGGCCAGUCACCAGCAGAAGGCAGUGGAGUACCUCCAGAAGCAGCUCGACGAACUGUGGCUGCUGCAGGCGAAGCCCUCCGUCUGGCCACAUGCCCCCUUCAUCCCCAAUCCCCGGGAGCCGAAUCCGCCGGAGUACAUUCCGCCCAAGGAUCCGCAGGAACAGGAACAGGAGGCCAUCGAGGCGCAGGAGAGGGCCGAAAAGGCCCGGUCAUUCUUGGAGGCCAGAAGCAGCGAAAAAUAGUGAGAUUGGGUGAAGAUCAGGCAUAUUACAUACUUUUCUUGGGAAAUUAUAAAAAAAUUAAAAUUAAAUUAAAAUAAAUUAACAAUCCAAAAAAAAAAAAUUAAUUAAAUUAAUCUUGUUCUUCUUAAAUUAAAAAUUCCUAAAUUUUA
This is a messenger RNA of Drosophila biarmipes, 583 nucleotides long. RefSeq lists its product as uncharacterized. The transcript has a single exon. Lineage: Eukaryota; Metazoa; Arthropoda; Insecta; Diptera; Drosophilidae. The record is from RefSeq and is a predicted model, not a curated record. The coding region runs from base 3 to 434 and encodes 143 amino acids.